Messenger RNA from Arachis duranensis, 1963 nucleotides. Its product is annotated as serine carboxypeptidase-like 1. Gene Ontology annotation, molecular function: serine-type carboxypeptidase activity; acyltransferase activity, transferring groups other than amino-acyl groups. The coding region runs from base 260 to 1663 and encodes 467 amino acids. The transcript is spliced from 13 exons. Lineage: Eukaryota; Viridiplantae; Streptophyta; Magnoliopsida; Fabales; Fabaceae. Gene Ontology annotation, biological process: secondary metabolic process; proteolysis. The record is from RefSeq and is a predicted model, not a curated record.
UCUAUCACAACAGGUGCACCGGAAUUUCAUGCACAUCAACUUUUCGUUCAACUUAUGAUGAACCAAUAAUUAUUAUUUGUCUCCCUCUACGUAUCAGGAAAGAUAAAUAAAACAGUAAGAAAAAAAGGAAGAAGAAAUUACAGGUGACAGUUAAAGACUUAAAGCUACAUUACCUGUGACUGUUAACAACAAUCAAUACAUGUAUAUUAAAUGACAACCAUUUUGGGAGUGUUAUACUGAAAAGCUAAAUAACUGAGAUAUGGAACUAGCAAAGGCAACCAUAGCAGCUUGUCAAUUCCACCAACACCACCAGUACCAGAACAGCAAGUGCAUCAAGAUCUUUUGGGGCUUGACGAUUCUCCUCCUACUAACUCUAUCCAAUCAGUCAGCUGCAUCAGAUGCCAACAUCGUCAAGAGCUUACCAGGCUUCCCCGGGGAGCUACCUUUCCUGCUCGAGACAGGGUACAUAGGCGUAGGGGAAGUAGAUGAGGUUGAGCUAUUUUAUUACUUCAUAGAGUCAGAGGGGGAGCCAGAAGAUGAUCCACUCGUGCUUUGGCUCACAGGAGGCCCUGGUUGCUCAGCCCUCUAUGGUCUCAUGUAUGAGACUGGUCCAUUAUCUUUCGAUUACGGAAGGUCUAGUGGGGGAAACAAACCAGUUUUAACUUUGAACGAUUACUCAUGGACUAAGGUUGCCAACAUUAUCUUCUUGGAUGCGCCCGUUGGCACGGGAUUUUCAUAUGCCAAAACUUCAUCUGGAUACAGCACGAGUGACACAAAGUCAGCUGCAGACAUUUAUAUGUUUCUGAGAAAGUGGCUUGUGGCUCACCCUAGGUUUCGUGCAAAUCCUCUCUACAUUGCUGGUGAUUCUUAUAGCGGAAUCACGGUUCCAGUCCUUGUUAAAGAAAUCUCUGAUGGUAACAAAGCUGGAACAUUGUCACCCAUCAGUCUCAGAGGUUACAUUCUAGGAAACCCAUUAACUGAUAUCGGAUAUGAUAUAAACUCGAGGGUUAAGUUUUCCCACAGAGUUGGACUUCUAUCUGAUGAACUCUAUCUGGCACUGGAGCUUUCUUGUAAAGGAGAGUAUGUUCGCCCAAAUAAAAGUGAAGGUGCAUGCAUCAGCAAUCUUGAGAUAAUGGAUCUGUGCUUGAAAGACAUAUUCACUCCGAUGAUAUUGGAGAGAAAGUGUAGCCCGUUCUCAUCAGCAAAGCCGAACAACAUUCUUAAGUGGGGUUCAACCACAACCCCAUCUUCAGAUACACUUCUUUUAGAACUUCGACGCUGCAGGGACUAUGACUACUUGUUAGUAAACAUCUGGGCUAAUGAUGGAGAAGUUCAAGAAGCUCUGCAUGUUAGAAACGGAACUAUAAAAACGUGGGAGAUGUGUAGUAAAAACUUAGCUUAUGUGCAUGACAUAACAAGUAGUGUUGAAUAUCACCUUAACUUUACCAGCGAAGACCUUAGAGCCAUCAUUUACAGCGGAGAUCAUGAUCUGAUUGUUCCAUAUGUGGGCACUGAGGAAUGGAUACAAUCUCUGAAUUUGACUGUUUCUUCCGAUGAUGUGUGGAGGCCAUGGUUUCAGGAUGGACAAGUUGCAGGUUACACGGAGAUAUACACAAAGAAUAAGUACGUGAUGACACUUGCUACUGUCAAGGCAAGAAAAUAGUCCACCACACUGUCCCUAAUACAUGUAAAUAAAUAUUGCGAUAGUAUUUGGUUUGAGUGAAGUGUGAUUGAAUUGUGUAGGGAGGAGGUCACACAGCAGCAGAGUACAAGCCCAAGGAAAGCUUUAGCAUGAUUAGCAGGUGGCUUUCUUAUUACUAUCUUUAGCUGCUGUCUUAAUACUAUUCAGAUGUUUACUUUUUCACUAGCAUGAUGGAUUGCCCCCUUGUCAGUCUUUGAAGGACAACUUUUCAAUUUAAUAAGUCCAACUCACUGGAUGAAUAAAACCACCUCAACUAAUGUA